AUGUCAUCUAUGUUGCAGGAAUUUCGAGCAAAACGUGAAGCACAAAGGGUUCGAGUUGAAGACAAAUAUGAAAUUUUAGGUUUUAUCAGCUCAGGAACAUAUGGAAGAGUAUAUAAAGCACAAGCAAAACAAAAAAACAAGGGUUCAAAUGAUGAAAAGCCUCUCAUGUAUGCAAUAAAAAAAUUUAAACCUGAUAAAGAAGGCGAUGUUACUACCUACACGGGGAUAUCACAAUCAUCUGCUAUUCCCGAAUUCACUAUCAAAUCAUUUUUAUGGCAGCUGCUUAAUGGAGUAGCAUAUCUUCAUGCUAAUUGGGUUUUACACAGGGAUUUAAAGCCGGCAAAUAUUUUAGUUACGGCUGAUGGUGUAGUGAAAAUUGGUAAAGUGCAUACACAUUAUUUAAAAACACUUAACAUUCUCACUAAUAUAUCCGUAUUGUAUAGGUGA
Molecule: messenger RNA, 447 nt
Organism: Racocetra fulgida
Lineage: Eukaryota; Fungi; Glomeromycota; Glomeromycetes; Diversisporales; Gigasporaceae
Source: the annotation of a GenBank genome assembly